UGAGAGUGCUGUGCGGGAUAGAGGUGCGUUCGGGAGGAACCGAGGUAAAUUGGAGCUACCCAGAAGAAUAGCAUCUCUGUCAAUCAUGAUGAAGAGGACAGCUGUGUUGCUGUGUCUAUGGGGUCUUCUUUCCCUCUCUUAUGCUCAACUGUUAGAGGCAGAGGAAGGAGGUGAGGAGGAGGUGGUUGACCUUUUCACUACACCUCGUACUAAGCUGGCUGCCGCAACCUCUGACUUUGGCUACAACCUGUUUCGUAAAUUGGCUACCCGCAACUCCAAGGCUAGUGUCCUCCUGUCACCCGUGAGCAUCUCAGCUGUCUUCACACAGCUUUCUAUGGGAGCGUCUGAGCGUGCUAUGAAGCAGAUGUUCCGCGUCCUACGCUACCACACCCUGCAGGACACGCAGCUUCAUUCCACUCUUGGAGACCUGCUCUCCUCUCUUAGAGCCGCGGGGAAAGGCUUCAACUCUGUAGAGCGCCUCCUUGUGGCCAGAAGACUACAACCCAGCAUGGAUUUUCUCAACACUGUAGAAAAGCAGUACAGGGAACGUCCUCAAACUGUUAUGGGCGGAGCUCGGGAACUAAAGCCUAUCAAUGAUUGGUUUAAACAGCAGACAGGUGGCAAAGUGGACCGUGUCCUUUCAUCUGCCCUCCCGCGUAAUCCAUCAGUGGUCCCUGUAGGAGCAGCGUACUUUAAAGGUAAGUGGGUAACCAGGUUCAGCCAGGCCAGUAAGAUGGAUGAGUUCCAGUUGGAUGGACAGGCACCAGUACGCAUUUCCAUGAUGCAGGAAGCGAAUUACCCACUAAGGAUGGGCAUUGACUCAGACCUUGGCUGCACGAUAGCACAAGUUCCAAUGGAGAAUGGAGUCAGCAUGUACAUUUUCCUGCCGGACGAGGUGACCAAAAAUCUGACUCUGAUUGAGGAGGCACUGACUGCAGAGUUUGUGCAAGACCUGGCCAAUACCCUCCAUCCAGCGCAGGUGCAGCUUAGCAUUCCUGUACUUAAGCUUGUCUACAGCACAGACUUGCUGGGUCCUCUCUCUGACAUAGGACUGGCUGAAUGGCUGAAGGAGACAGACCUCACCAAAAUCACAGCUCAACCAGUGAAACUGAGCACAGUCCGUCAGAAAGUUGUCAUGGAGACAGCACCAGAGGGUAGCCAGUAUGCCAGCACUACCUCACCAGGCAAUGGCCAAUCACUGGCCCUUUCUUACCGUGUGAACCGGCCCUUCAUUUUCCUGAUUCGCGAUGAGCCAUCAGGGGCGCUACUUUUCAUUGGAAAGGUACUGAACCCACGCGACCUGGCGAGCGCUUAAACACACCACACAUGCAUACACACUUAAGUAAAUGUUGACAUACCACAAAGCUGUAGGCUUCUAUCUGAUUACUGUACAGACUCCCAAUAUACAUUUCUGCAGUGCUCUUUAAUGCAUGUUCAGCCAUCUAUACAGAGAUCAAGCAAAGCACAUUUACACAGAAAACACAAGUACUUAUAUAAACAUUUUCCUAAUAUGUCUGUACUUGUGAAUAAACACAUAAACACAGGUUUGCAAAUGCCUAUCAGUGGUCAGCAGUAAUGCUCAGAAACAAAUCAGCAGGUUUUAGUCAUAUUAUGCUUAGUAAUCAUCCACUUAUUGAAUUAUACUGCACAUUACAUACGAGCUUAUAAGCUCAUAUUUUGCCAUGCCAAGCUUUGCCAUGUUGGCAAAUUACCAUCAAACACCAGCAAUCUAACCUCAUUAUUAUUAACAGUUUAUUUAAAUUGGCUAAGUAUUUUGAUUAAAAAUUGAAAUGCUUCAUUAUUCCUUUUGAUUUAAAUAUAAUCCCAACUGUAUAUUUUUGUCAAAUUCUUUUUGGUGCUUGGCAAUCCCUAUUUGAAUAUUUAGAAUCAGCUAUCUAAAUGUGUAUAUUAAGCUAAAUAAAAAGUUGCAAAAAUA
Trichomycterus rosablanca is the source of this 1936-nucleotide messenger RNA. RefSeq names its product serpin peptidase inhibitor, clade F (alpha-2 antiplasmin, pigment epithelium derived factor), member 1 (gene serpinf1). Gene Ontology annotation, molecular function: serine-type endopeptidase inhibitor activity. The coding region runs from base 86 to 1315 and encodes 409 amino acids. The record is from RefSeq and is a predicted model, not a curated record. The transcript is spliced from 8 exons. Gene Ontology annotation, biological process: negative regulation of endopeptidase activity; negative regulation of angiogenesis. Lineage: Eukaryota; Metazoa; Chordata; Actinopteri; Siluriformes; Trichomycteridae.